Molecule: messenger RNA, 5422 nt
Organism: Girardinichthys multiradiatus
Lineage: Eukaryota; Metazoa; Chordata; Actinopteri; Cyprinodontiformes; Goodeidae
Gene: srms
Product: src-related kinase lacking C-terminal regulatory tyrosine and N-terminal myristylation sites
Exons: 8
Coding region: 715-2229 (504 amino acids)
Biological process (GO): innate immune response; cell surface receptor protein tyrosine kinase signaling pathway; protein phosphorylation
Cellular component (GO): extrinsic component of cytoplasmic side of plasma membrane
Molecular function (GO): ATP binding; non-membrane spanning protein tyrosine kinase activity; signaling receptor binding
Source: RefSeq, a predicted model, not a curated record
UUUUAGGACACAUAUUAACAGCCGUUGACGGCAUAAAUUAGCUUUAAUUUGUUUUUCUAACUAACACAUUAAACCCAGUUCUGGUAUUAUACACAUUAGUUGAGAUGACUCAAAACAUGACACUCCUUUGUUGUGUUGAACUGAAACAAACUUCAGGGAAAUGUUUCCCGAGAGGCAAAAAUAAACACGCUUUCCACCCCACCCUCUCUGCUGCACCUUGUCUUCUCUCCUCAGUAUCCUGCGCAGGUGUGUGUUGCAGAAGCCGGAUGUUGUGAGGAGCGCCAAACCUUUUUACGCACCGUCCUGCAGCCUCACCUUCAGCGUCACUUCUGUGCUUCCACACCUGAACAUCGGGGUGCAGCCGCAGCGGUGCUCCUGCUGUCCUCUCAUACUGAGAUGGACUGAUCUUCCCCCGGAAGCCAUGCCUUGUCCUGCGGUUCAUUUCGGAUCACGGAGCCAAGUCCUUGCAGGGAACCGAGCCGUCUUAAAACGACGAGAUUCCAGUUUCUGCAAUCCCGCAGCCGCCGUGCGCACUGUAGGCGUGGAGCUAAGAUCCAUGAUCUCAACAGAAAAGAAAACCGGUUCCUCCAGCUCAUCUGCCCAUCCUGCGCUGGCGCUUCAUUGUUAUGUUUCCCGACAGAGAGGCGGCUGACUGUGUGUCCCAGGCCGGGUUCGGUGCUCCUUUAAUGCCUGAUCGCUCCUUAAUGUCCCGGGAUGGAGAACUGCUGCCGCUCCUGUUGUCCCUGCUUGACCCAGCUCUGGAACUGGAUCUGGCCCGGCAUUCGCUACCCGCCCAUCCCCAAUCAGAACCUGGUCAUCGCCAACCCGGGGGCCCGGCCGGACGAGAUCCGCACCGUGUCGGGCGAGAUCUGCGUCCCCUUGCCCAAGAAGCGGCCGGCGCAGCUGUACGCGGCGCUCUACGACUUCCAGGCCCGCAGCGACGACGAGCUGACGGUGAAGGAGGGGGACAAGCUGUCGGUGAUCGAGAAGAGAGGGGAGUUCGUGCUGGCCAAGAAGCUGACCGGGUCCCCGCAGUCCGGACUCAUCCCGGCCAACUAUGUGGCUCUGCUGCAGGACGAGUUCGCCAAACACAAGUGGUACUAUGGGAACAUAAACCGCAUGAAAUCUGAGAAGCUGCUGCUCGCUUCACAAAAUAAGGAUGGAGCUUUCCUGGUGCGCAUCAGUGAGAGUCACAGCGAUGAGUACACAAUAUCUGCCCGAAGUGAGGGGAAAGUAUUCCACUUCCGGAUCCAGCGCUCUGUGAUUGGAGCAUACUUUUUCUCAGAUAAGCUCUCCUUCGCCACCCUGGGUGAGCUGAUCUCGUACUACCAGAAAAACCCACAUAACCUGGGAGUGAACUUGGUAAAGCCAUGUGCCCAGCAGCGGGAACUCUUCGACAUGGAACCUUGGGAGAGACCGCGGGAAGAGUUCAAACUCAAUAAGCAACUGGGAGAAGGACACUUUGGACAAGUAUGGGAAGCUUACUGGACCAAAGAGAACAGAAAGGUCGCCAUAAAGACGCUGAAACAAGAGGACACAAAGCAGGAUGAGUUUGUAAAGGAAGUUCAGGCACUAAAGAGCCUCCACCAUCCCAAACUGAUCCAGCUGCUGGCCAUGUGCUCCAGAGGAGAACCUGUCUACAUUGUAACUGAACUCAUGAGCAAAGGAAGCCUCAAAUCCUACCUCGCCUCAAAUGAAGGCCAGAUGCUGAAAACAGCUCAUCUCAUCUACAUGAGCAGUCAGGUUGCAGACGGCAUGGGCUACUUGGAGGACAGACACAUUGUCCACAGGGACCUAGCUGCCAGAAACAUUCUAGUGGGAGAUGAUCUGGUCUGCAAGGUGGCUGACUUUGGAUUGGCCCGGAUAAUUAAGGACAGUGUAUAUACUGCCAGUAGAAACACAAAGAUCCCAGUACGGUGGACAGCUCCUGAAGCAGCACUGCACCAGCGCUUCUCUGUGAAAUCAGACGUCUGGUCGUUUGGUGUGCUUCUGUAUGAGAUUACGUCACGUGGCAAAAUGCCUUACGAAGGAAAAACCAAUAAAGAAGUUCUGGAAAUUUUAACAUCAGGGCAUCGGCUGUCGUGUCCUCACCACUGUCCUCAGAACAUUUACCGAAUCAUGUUGAACUGCUGGCAUCUUGAGCCGUCCAAAAGACCUUCGUUCCACGCCCUGCAGAGCGAGCUGGAUUCCAUAUAUGAACGGAUUUAUUACAAGACUGUAGAGGUGUAGAAGGUAAACAGUGACCUUCUUCUGCUGACUGGAAGCCUACAAAACAAAGACAGAAGAAAAUGUUGAUGAGGAAUCUGUGAGGUAUCUGUAAAAGCUUUAAAAAGACUAUGGUAUUAAAGGAAGAGGAUGGAAAAAGAAGAGCAACACAAGCAGCCCAACAUGGAUAAAAUGCUGGAGAAGAAAAGGACGAAGAAAACCGAAGGUAUUUCAGAGAGUGACUGCAAGACGCCAGAGAUGAGUCUUUAAAUAGGAACUCAGCAAACACCUGAAACUGGUUUGAAAUUCUACUCGUGUGUUUAUAGAUUAUAAUAUAUGAAAUGUGCCAUGUUUGAAAUAUUACGAGCUGACAUGCUGGGGGGUAUGUUACUGAUUCACUUCUGUUUUGGAUGCAAACAAAUUGUGAAAUAUUGAUAUUUUCUCCAAUAUUUAAAUGAAAGCUGGAUUUUAAGCCACAUUUAGCUAAAUUAGUCUAGAGAAAAUGAAUUGUAUUCCUUUAUCAGUUUAACACUUCUUGCUCCAGAGCUAAAUAUCUUGAGGAAAAGACUGGAUGGCAGUUUGGUCUUAAAGGACCUUUAAGUUUCAUCAAGAACAGCUUUGGUUUUUUAUGUGACUCCACCUGGUGCCUCCACUGAACUCUUUCUUCUCAUUAAACCAUAUUCAAACAUAAUGAUUACUAAAGUGCUCCCUUAUCUCAGUGUUUCUUUUAUAUUAAGAGAACAAAGUCUUUGCAGGAAUAAACUUUACACCAAAUAAUGGGGGUUUUUCUGCUAAGAGUUGCAUUUUAGUUUAAGGAAUACUUGGAAAAAGUCCAAAUGUUGACUGACAAGCCAACACCUUUUUAAAUGUGAAUUUAUCUGUUUUCACAACAGUAGAUAAUUAGGCUAAUGUUAUCCUCUGGCAAAGUGGCAAAUGAUUACUAAGGUUCAUUUUUGUAGAAAGCACAAGGUUUCGUAUAUAAGUUUGUCUACACCAAGAAAACAUCCAAGAAGGUGCUUCCUCUUCCGGCUGCCAUAUUGAAUUUAAAGUAUGGCUGCCGAUUGUUCACACCUUUGCACAACCCCUGUUGUACCAGCUGAUAUUUACAUAUAGGGCCAGUAUAAGUAGGAAAUGGGCUGAAUAAUGAGCACCAGAUCAGGGUGUCCACGAGUUACAUAGAGGCCUCAAGUAAAAUUAUCCAUACGGAGUUGAUUCGGAUAAUUAUGGGUAAAGUUUUCCACAGCAUGAAAUGAUUUUCUUAAGCCAUUUGAGACCCAGCUAAGGUUUACAUGCCCAUUUAGUCAACCCAAGUGGGUCACAGUGAAGAAGCCCAUUGUGAGCCCAGGUCCACUUACUACCGACCCAUCCUGUACAAAAUCUAUAUGGGGCCCGCAUGUUUUUUUGUGUGUAGCUCAUAAAAUGGCAACUAGGGUGUAUAUUAAUAUGUUUUCAGUGUUGGUGAACACAGUAUUGUUGUUAAAAUGUACAUUAUUCAAAAGGGCCACCUUGAUUAAAUCCUACAGCCAUGAAAAAAUGUCUGAGCUGAUUUAAUGUUCUGAACUUUGCAAUAUUCUAAACUAUAUGAUGUGACAAAUACCCAAACUGUUCAGUUCAACAAAUUCAUGAAUUACAAACAAAACAAAUUUCUAAAAGUACUGAUGUUUUCUGAGAAAAUGAAAUGAUUUUGAAGAUUUGUUAUACAGGGUUAGAAACAUACUAAUAGCUGCAUAUCUUUAUAUGGCAUAUUGCUGCCAUCUGGUUAAAAUAUGUACAUAAAUAUAAAUACUCUAGUUGCCAUUUUAUGGGCUACAGCGACAGCAGAGCUCAUGGGUAGAAAUCUAAAUACUUUUGGCUAUAUUUAAAUUCUAUACAGCAGCCUUUAGAGGAGACUGCUGUAUCGUCUAUCCAUUUCUCUUCUUCAUGAUUUCUGCAAAAGGUGAAUAAUUGCCCUCAAAACUAGCCUAGCUUGGCAUAAAAAUUAGAAACAAAAGGAACCAGCUAACCUAGCUCCAUCUGAUGUUAGAAAUGCUUCUUCAAACACAUUUAGAGCCCACAGUUGGUGUUUUUGGUGUAAUCUGCAUUAGCUUCUUUAAAUAUUUGCUUGUAGCACUAAAAUCUAAGAACUGUAGCAGCCAUGAUUGGUUGCUUUUCUACAACACUAUGCUGAACUGGGCCCAAAUCCUGCAGCCCAUGUCUUCCAUGUGGUACCAAGGUUCUUAUUUCACUCUUGCUAAAAAUGCCAAUAAUGUUUAUUGUUACUGAAUUGUUGUUUCGAAGCUGAUGAGCAUGACAGCUUGCCGUGUGGAAGCAUGUUAACGUAAUACAUGUUAGCAUGGUAAUUGAUCAUGCAUCUAAUAGCAGAUUUGUUUGGUACAUGCUGCACCUCAGCACAGUUUCUUUAGCCUGCUAUUCUCUGAUUCUAAAACACAGGUGAGGCCCGGGCUGAUAAUCUAACAGGGGCUGAAACAUUUACUGUUCAGCUUGUGCUCCAGUGCUGCUCUCAGGACAGACUGUAAAAAGAUCUAUUUUUGUAUUUUUAUUUGUCCACUUCUUUGUUUCCUGACUUCAUGCAGAUCUGUUCUGUCUGUCUUGUUAUCAGAAGGUCUUUUAAACAGUUUACCCUUUGUUGUAGGGGCUUAAUUUCCAUUUGGGAUUAAUAAAGUAUUUUUGAAUUAUGGAGGCUUGGCUACAUAUUACAUAUCUGAAACAUCUUAACAAAAGUGUUUUUAAACGCUUUUUUUUAUUAACUCAAGAUGCAUUUAAUGGUGAGUAACCCAGCGCUUGAAAAGCCACUGGAACACAUUGCCAUAUGUCCAUGCCUUAAGCUCUUUGAAUGAGCCACACUGAUGUCCAGUAACAACUACGGUGCCUAUGUUUACAAUACAGACUGUACACACAGUUAACUGAUGAUAUUUGAGCUACAGAAAAGACAUUUGGACGAGAAAGACUUGCAUGGUGGCAUAGCCACAUCCUGUGGGGUUAUCUUCAAUUGAGGCAUAUAAAACUGUAAUGUUGCAACUUGCAAUGCAAUUUAUGAAUUAACCAAUUCUGGGUGUUUUUAUGCAUGAGAUUUGCAGCAGAUGAAGCCAAGUUCGGGAAACUUGAGCCAUAAUCACCAAAUUAUGAGUCAUUGUUUGUAUUUGUGGCUUUUUGUGUUCAGGUACCAAACACAAAUUAUGCAAAAAAUAAAACAUUUAAUGUCUUGUUUACAAAAAAA